CUCCGUUGGCCGGGUGUAGGAGGGAGGGACGCUAGCAAUCUGACAGGCAGCUAGCUACAGCAGAGUAACAGCCUGGCAAUUACAGCGGCGACGUAUCAGGAGAGGGUGGUUACCGAAACUAAUCAAAGGGUCGUCCAGCACCUGAACCAUCAAUCGGGUUUAUGAGUAAAGCGAUCAAUCAGGCUGCCGUUAACCUUCGGAAGAAACGCUGAAGUGUAAUUCGCCGUCAACGGGUUUUUUCUUUUCUUUUUCUUGUUUUUACUUAUUAUCCGUGACAACAUGGCUGAAUGUAACGUUAGCAUCGACCAGAAUAAACUACCUGGAGUGAAAGAGGGUAAUGUCCACAUAACAUGUUUCCUGGAAAAAUAUAAACUCCACACUGCUGAAGGCUUCGAUGAAGCCAUGACAGAAUACUCUGUUUAUAUGAUGCUAUGUAAAGCCUGUGUGUGUCUGUGUGUGUCAACAGUUGAGAGCCACUUGGCCUCCAAUGUCUAUAAGAGCCGUCUGGUGCAGAACGACCUGCAGGUGGCCAAGAAGCUCCAAGAGGAGGAGGAUGAGAGGGCCAAGAUGAAGACUCAGAAGGAGAACGUUGACAUUGAGCGCCAAGACAACGAGAUCGCCCAGGAGAUUCAGGAGGAACUGGUCCGACAGGCAGAGCGACAGCGACAGCAAGAAGAGAAAGAUGCGGCCAUCGCUCGUAAGCUGCAGGAGAAGGAGAUGAAAGAGGACAGGAGGAGACAUAAGCAGCUGGAAACGCGCUUUGAUGAAGAUCAUGGAGAGCCGAGACCUCUAGACUUGGACAAACCCAGACAUCACACACCGGCGUCCCCGGGGCGAUACGAUGCUCCGGUGAGCUCACGUCGAGAUUACUCUCCAGAUUAUAGUUCAACAGAACCUAAGAGGAGCAGACAGCCAAAACUGGAUGCUGCAGCACCCCGUGGUCGCUCCAGAUACCCAGAGGGCUAUCUGCUGGGAGAGGGAGGCCGUAGCAGGCACGCCGAUCCUUUUCCUGAGCACCUGAUGCACAACAGAGGCAAGCAGGGGGACAGGUGUCCAGAGCACGAGCCCUCACAGACUGGCAGAGCCAGGGAUUUAGGGUACGAGGACACAGAGAGAGUGGUGAGGAGGAAAGAGAGACCAGCUAGACCACCUCCAGUACAAAUCCCUAAAGAGAGGGACAAACCGUGGGUCAGAGACAGGCAGUACGACCGAGACGGAGGCAGAGAACCGGAGUAUGAGAGGUACACUGCAAGAGACCAGAGGAGGGACCGAGAUCGGAGGAGGGACAGAGACCAGGACCUCAGGUGGGGAAGAGCAGAGGGGCGGGACGGAGAAAGAGACAGAGGACGAAGUCUGGACAGAGAGCUCGAGGGACACGGACAUCGAGACAAAGGAAGACAAAGAGCAAGAACCCGGAGCAGGGAGAGAGGACUCGAAGACGCCUUUGUGGAGCCGGCACACAGCCGGGGCCGGCUGAGGGAAGGGAGGGCUUCCUGGGAGGGGCAAGAGGAGGAUUUUGAGAGAAGGACCAGGGGACGGCACCGUGUCCAGUCCAGCCCCAAUGAGCUGUUUGGAGAUCAUAGGGGCGACGAAGGCAGAGGAGGCAGCAGGGAGUUCUGGGACCUCCAGCAGGGGGAGGGUCGUGGCAGGGAGCGCAGUCAUAGUCAACCCAGCGGCGAGACAGGUCGUAUUGCGCACCGUGGCGGUGGGUCAGUAAUGCCAGAGACUGAGUACGGACUGAGCGAGGCCACCAAGGGUUUGACCAAGCUCGAUCUGCGCGAGCAAGAGCUGAAGGACCUGGAGGUGGCCAGGAAACUGCAGGAGGAGGAAAUCAAGGCGAGCCAGGUGCACGUGCGUGCAGCCCAGGUGGCACAAGAUGAGGAAAUCGCCCGCCUGCUGAUGGAGCAGGAGAAGAAGGAGUACAGGAAGAAUCGCGAGUGGGAGAAAGAGAAGGAGCGGGAGAGGCUGGCCAUGGAAAGGAUGGCCGUGGAGAGGAGGCGGCAAGAGGGAGACUCCAGGCCAAAUUCCGAGGAUGUUGUCCGGCCCAGGACACGAGAGGAGUACGAGUACCAAAGGCAAAAGAACUACAAGCCUCCGAGGCCUCCACAGCCGCGCGCACACGACUAUGAGAAUGUCAGUCCUGGCUACGUCUACCCAGAUCACCCUGCUGCCCCUCGCGCUCCGGCCAGACCCGAUCCAACUUACAGAGGUGCCUAUCACAAGCGGUGACUCAGGCUCUCGGCCGUGUGCACACAUGCUGUCAGUCCUCCUGUGUGUGUUUAUCUUUUAUUUUCACCCGUUCGCUCUGUUGGACAGAGUUGGCAGUGGGAUUUUUUUUUUUUUUUAAUAUCCUCCAGAGUUGAGGAAGUGGAUGUGUGAGUGAAAUACACUCAUCUUUGUUUUAAUGAUUUGUAAAAUGUGAUUGCAUAUUUCUUUAAACUGGUGACAUUAAGCCAAAAGAAAUCUCCCAUGAUUCUUUGCUGUGUAAUGAAGGACCUGCCCCCCUGCUGUGGUCAUUGUGUGCCAUCAAAGGGCUUAAAGCCUCUGCUGGAUGUAACUCAGAGUUCCUCAGACUCUUCAUGGGCCUGUCUGGUCCACUGUGGCUGUUCCAGUGUCUUAGAUACCACCGUGGCAGCUUCUUUGUCACAGCGCGCUGCACCGCUGUUCUCGCCGUGCAGCGAGGCCCUGUGAGGGCUGCCCAUGUGCCACACAGCCUUUGACUCUGAAGGGGAUGCAUUAUGUUUUGUUUUAUUUGCUGUAAUUAUAAAGAAAUAAGCCUUGAUUUCGGUGCUGGUAGCUCUGGCUUUCAUGUUUCCCACCUUGUUCCAGCGCAGACGGGGUGGAGCUUCGCGGCGAUCUGUGGACAUCGAUCAGCUCGACGUGUUUGCGUUUUUUCUUUUUUUUUUUUCACUUAACCCCGUCUUUCUUAAACUGUAGUGGUUUGACUGUAUAUGACUCACUGUUUCUAUGUGCAUGCUUACUGAGAGUGUACAGAUGUGUACAUGCAUUUCAGCUCAAUAUUAACUGGCUCCCUCUUUAUUAUCAGAAAGGGCUAAAGCUGCAAACAGCCAAUAAUAAUCUCUGUAGAAACUAAAUAUGUGCUCAUAUACUGCUGUACAGUAUUUCUGCCAAUAUUUCAUGAGCUUGUCAUUUCCAGCUGGACCAUAAAGGAACCAGUACCAAAUGAAAUGCAUGUAUGUUGCCUGUGUCCAGCCUGAGUUUGUGCUCAGAUGCUGUUUAAUCUGCGUUCUUGUUUUUUACAUCCGUCAGACCAAAUCAUGUGAACUUCGGUUCUCCCUCCAUGAAACUUUGUAUCCUGCUCGUUGUCUUUAUUGAGAAAGGGAGCUUUAUAUUUAUUUUUGUAAAUUUAUUUUUUCCUCACAUUGUUUCCUCAGUUUUCAUCGACCAAGCUUCCCCGCUGUCACUUCCAGGACUUUCCGGUCUCGUGCUUCCUGCUUGCAGGAAGGAGAUAAUCUAGUGUUUUGUUAUAUUUCUUCAGGUCCUGAUAUUUUUGGUUAUGAGAGGAAAAAAACGGAUAAUGAAGAGCACAUCGCUGAAAUGUUUGAUUGCCACAUGAUUCACUCAUUGAGCAUUUGGUGCUGCGUAGAGUUUUUGCUUUGUGAUAAAUGUUGCUGAAAUGAUAAAUCUGCAGAACAAGCGCCUGUGCUGUGAGCAGAAGCUGUUUCCUCUCGUGGUUUGUUGAACAAACAUGCAGUCGCUGAAUUACAGUUUGUGCUACGUGCUGUUGACAGGAUGAGAUAUGUGCCAUACACGUGUUGUUUUUCAGGGACUUUACAAAUUGGAGGGAUUAAAAGUUGUGGUUGUAGCGGAGCUAGCGCCCACUGUGGUGGGUCUCCCUAAUUUAUUCUUUGAUGAGAGCGCCACCUAGUGGACGUGCUUCCAGUUGGUGAGGGUGCAGAUCACAGUGAUGUGUAUUUGUGUAUGUUGUGCUUCAGAUAUGACUUUACUUUCAUGUGUUGUCUGUUUUCUUUGAUUUAGGGCUUUAUGCAAUCGACCAAUCAUGAAUCAACAUGUUGGACUUUAAGUAAAAUGAAUUUAAGUUGCUUUUACUUGUAGCAUCUCAAAAUGUAAUAAAUUGCAUCAGCAUUUACACCAUGAA
Molecule: messenger RNA, 4120 nt
Organism: Neolamprologus brichardi
Lineage: Eukaryota; Metazoa; Chordata; Actinopteri; Cichliformes; Cichlidae
Source: RefSeq, a predicted model, not a curated record